This is a messenger RNA of Betta splendens (Siamese fighting fish), 1758 nucleotides long. RefSeq names its product 3-mercaptopyruvate sulfurtransferase. Gene Ontology annotation, cellular component: mitochondrion. Gene Ontology annotation, molecular function: thiosulfate-cyanide sulfurtransferase activity. The record is from RefSeq and is a predicted model, not a curated record. NCBI's taxonomy places the organism in Eukaryota, Metazoa, Chordata, Actinopteri, Anabantiformes, Osphronemidae. Bases 162 to 1040 code for a protein of 292 amino acids. The transcript is spliced from 2 exons. Gene Ontology annotation, biological process: transsulfuration.
GGUGAGCGCACCUGGGGGCGUGUUUGUUGCCUUCGCUCUAUCGCUUCACCAUUAAUGACGCUGCUCUCUGCAACUCUCAACCUUUGGCACCUGAUUAGCGCGGCCUAGUCAAACUACACUAAACCCGGGAGCCACACUGACUCUGCAGAACCAGUCCGACCAUGGCGCACCAGGCCAGAGCGCUGAUCACCUCCAAGCGGCUCGUCGAGGCUCUCAAGGGUCCGGGGAACACGCGCGUCCUGGACGCGUCCUGGCAUUUACCCAAAGUGCGCCGCAGCGCCAAGAGCGACUUUAAGAAGAAGCACAUACCGGGCGCAGCCUUCUUUGACAUAGACCAGUGCUGCGAUAAAACCUCUCCUCUGGACCGCAUGCUGCCGUCAGAGAAGGUGUUCGCUGACUAUGUCGGAAGUUUGGGCGUCGGGAGCGACACGCACGUCGUGGUGUACGACGCCAGUGAGUUCGGCGCGUUCUCGGCGCCGCGCGUGUGGUGGAUGUUCCGGGUGUUCGGCCACAGCGCGGUGUCGUUGCUCAACGGGGGGCUCAGGAACUGGCAGCAGCAGGGUCUGCCUGUGACCGACCACUACGAGAAACCGGCACCGAGCGACUUCAAGGCCUCCCUCGACCGGUCCCGGAUCAAGACCUAUGACGAUAUCCUGCAUAACCUUGACAGCAAACGGUUCCAGGUGGUGGACGCGCGGCCGGCGGGCCGAUUCAAAGGUCUGGACCCGGAGCCCAGAGACAACACCGAGCCGGGCCACAUCCCCGGCUCCGUCAGCAUCCCCUUCCACUCCUUCCUGUCUCCAUCGGGCCACUUCCUGCCCAGGGAACAGCUCCAGGCUCUCUUCGAGCGAUCCGGCGUGGACCUGGGCCGCCCGCUGUGCGCCUUGUGCGGUUCUGGCGUGGUCGCCUGUCACGUGGCGCUGGCGGCCCACGAGUGCGGCAACCUGGAGGUGUCGGUGUACGAUGGCGGUUGGUCGGAGUGGUACACCCGCGCCGUGCCCGAGGACGUCAUAUCCGAGGGACGAGGGAAGCAUCUGUGACCGGGUGGGACAGGAGGAGGAGGUUAACCUGGUGUUGGGGACGUUGGGGCAAUUUUGCAGUUAAUCAUUAUAUGGAGACACAUGGCGUUUUGCUGUCUUUCUGUAAGUUUCAUUGUAAUUUUCAACAAACUAUCCCCAAAACCCUGAUGCACAGAUCACAAACAGACGGUGACAGAUGAGUCCACUGAAGCACCAGCAACACACAAACACUAAACGGGACUUUUUACUCUAUUUUGUUUGUUUACAGAUGUGAUGUUUAUGCUAAUAUGAAAGUAGCUGCACACUAAAUCACAGUAGUUUACACAAUUUAGGCUCCACAGUCCUCAUGAAACGGGCGGUCGUAUGUGGGUUGGAAGGUGUUUUACGCUGAAGGAAAAGCCCCGAGAGCAGAAUGCAGCUGGGCAGGUGUGCUCAGUUUGGACUUUGGCUGAUUAGAUACACACACUGCACACAGUGGAGGUUUGCUUUUCAAAAUAACAUACCCCUUCAUCAACUCAAGCAAAAUCAUAACAAAGCAUGUUAGAUUCAUAUCAUUUUUCACAUUAUAUAUUGUAUAUAUUUUCAAAACACGUUUUAGCAGAAGACUUGGUCCUAUCCAUGAAAAUAUUUCAGCUGAUGGAUUCCUGCAGUUGUAUGUCUUGGUGAAAUCUCGCUGCUUUCAAAUGUGUUCAGAUCAAUUUCAUUAUCGGGUCUGUCAAUAAAACACAAGUAAAAAACA